CCAUAGCUGGCAGCAUAUGAAUCCUACAUUCUCAUCCACUAACUCAUAAAAAAAAGCUACUUACUUAGUUUGCUUCUAUUCACAAUAAUUUCACACACACAUCAAGAAUAAUGGAACAUAGAAGAAACUCAUCAUCAUCAACAUGGUUUCUAUUCUCAACUCUUUCUUGUAUUUUUCUUUCAUGUUUCUUAGGAUCUGUUGGAGCUUACAAAAAUUACACAGUGGGAGAUUCUCUAGGCUGGUUUGACAAACUUGAAAAACCUGCUGUUAAUUAUCAGAAAUGGGUUGCCAAGAAACAAUUCAGCUUGGGGGAUUUUCUCAUUUUCAAUACCGACAGUAACCACACUAUUGUUCAAACAUACAAUUUCACAACAUACAAACAAUGUGACUACGACGAUGCACAAGACAAAGACACAGUCCAAUGGUCAUCAGGUGCUCAAUCCAACGGUGAAGUAACUCCACUCACAGUGGCAGUUCCUUUGCUGAAAGAAGGACCAACAUAUUUCUUCUCAAGUGAUUAUGAUGGUGAGCAAUGCAAGAAUGGACAACAUUUCAAAAUAAAUGUGACUCAUGGAUUAGGGUUGCCGAAAAGUCUUCUACCAGACGAUGAUUCUCCGGCUCCCGCAAGUCCGGUAUCCGGUGACGAUGAUUCGGCACCGGACACGACUGUUCCUUCCAAUUUUAACAAUCCUAAGGAAGACAAAGAUGAUGAUAAAUCAAGUGAUGUGAAAUCUGAUUCUUGUUCAGUGUUGAAGUAUGCACAACUUUACAGCAAGUUUUAUGUGUUUCUUGUCUUGUUAGGAAUGUUUUUGUUGUUUUAGUAAGUGAAAAUACCAUUUAUUUAUUUUAUUGUAAUUUUUUUAUAGGUGUUAUUAUUUUGUUGAUGUGAGGUGUGAGAUAGGAUAUACCAUAUAUGUUAUAUUGUUGUAUAAACUUCAAAUUAUAUUUAUGGUGUAAACUUCAAAUAAUAUAUAUUGAAAAAGAAUAAAAGUUCCAGAAA
Messenger RNA from Vicia villosa (hairy vetch), 1000 nucleotides. RefSeq names its product early nodulin-like protein 18. Gene Ontology annotation, molecular function: electron transfer activity. Gene Ontology annotation, cellular component: plasma membrane. Bases 111 to 821 code for a protein of 236 amino acids. The transcript is spliced from 2 exons. The record is from RefSeq and is a predicted model, not a curated record. NCBI's taxonomy places the organism in Eukaryota, Viridiplantae, Streptophyta, Magnoliopsida, Fabales, Fabaceae.